Molecule: messenger RNA, 468 nt
Organism: Bipolaris zeicola 26-R-13
Lineage: Eukaryota; Fungi; Ascomycota; Dothideomycetes; Pleosporales; Pleosporaceae
Exons: 3
Coding region: 1-468 (155 amino acids)
Biological process (GO): nucleobase-containing compound metabolic process
Cellular component (GO): cytoplasm
Molecular function (GO): ATP binding; AMP kinase activity
Source: RefSeq, a predicted model, not a curated record
AUGGAGGUUACUGCAACAACUGUCGUAUUCGUCAUUGGAGCUCCUGGUUCUGGCAAGGGCACGCUGUGCCGAAGACUUUCUGACGAAUAUGGAUUCUGUCACUUGUCUAUUGGAGAUACGUUGAGGAGACUUGUCUCGAACUCGAUGACGGACCUAGUUACGGCAUCUCAGGUGCAAAGAGGCGAGCUCGUUUCCACAGAGGUGUUGGUCAGUAUUCUCCAAGACAGCGUCAAGGAAAAUGUAUACAGCGGCCGCCACGUGAUCCUGGUAGAUGGUUUGCCGAGGCAGUCAGAUCAGGCUAUGCCUGUGGAAGAGAAAAUCGGCUCGCCAGCAUUGGUCCUGUUCUUCAACUGUCGAGAAGAGGUCGCCAAAAAUCGCUUUCUCAAGCGAAACCUACCUGGAAGAGAAGCAGAUGAUGCGGUCGUCUUCCAGAAGAGAUACGAUGAGUUCGCCGUGGAGAACCCUUAG